Messenger RNA from Mangifera indica (mango), 773 nucleotides. RefSeq lists its product as uncharacterized. Lineage: Eukaryota; Viridiplantae; Streptophyta; Magnoliopsida; Sapindales; Anacardiaceae. Bases 175 to 447 code for a protein of 90 amino acids. The record is from RefSeq and is a predicted model, not a curated record. The transcript is spliced from 2 exons.
ACAAAUUGGAAGGCAAAACACUUGCCCCUAAUCGGAAUACCAUAAGCCAGCAACCAAACACUACCUAAACGAAGGGUUUAAGCAUGAAAGUACUCCACGGUAGACAAUUACCAGACGAGGAAACUGAGCAGGAAUUAGAUUAAAGAGCAAAUUUUGUGGUAGUGAAGGGGCAAAAUGGGAAACGAAACAAAAAGUUCCUCCUCCACAAAAGGCCGAGUCGCAGCGGGGACAGCUGGAGGAGGAUUUAGGUCAAGAAUGGAUCAUUACCUCUACAGUGGAGAGAAGAAGCACGUGUUUGCCGGCAUCGUUAUCAUCUCUGCAAUUUUCGGAGUUCCUUGGUAUCUCAUGAGUAGAGGAUCAAAGCAUCAGUCACACCAAGAUUACUUGGAAAGGGCUGACAAGGCUCGGAGUGAACACCUCUCAUCAGCUUCAUCCUCUUCUAAAUGAUACUCAAGCAUAUUAUAUUGAAGUGGGGAAUUUCCUUCAACUGCCUUUUAGAUGUUUGGUAGGUGUAUAAGCGCUUUAUUCUAUGGUGCUGAUGGUUGACUCAUGAUUGGUGAACAUUAGUGUUAGAAUUCCCUUUGUGGGUGAAGUUUUGUUUUAAUGUCUUCCUGUUGGGUGGAGAUAUAAGAAAAUUGAAAAUUAUAGAUCUCUGUGGAGUAGAUACUUCUAGAGUCGUUUGUUAAUCGAAUUGCCCUGUUGGUCCAACAAAUUGGCUGGCUUAUAUCUCAACAUAAUUCAGUGCUAUGAAUGCUUAGUUCUACCUUUUUUCA